Linderina pennispora is the source of this 1767-nucleotide messenger RNA. RefSeq names its product MFS general substrate transporter. Gene Ontology annotation, molecular function: transmembrane transporter activity. Gene Ontology annotation, biological process: transmembrane transport. NCBI's taxonomy places the organism in Eukaryota, Fungi, Kickxellomycota, Kickxellomycetes, Kickxellales, Kickxellaceae. The transcript has a single exon. The record is from RefSeq and is a predicted model, not a curated record. The coding region runs from base 1 to 1767 and encodes 588 amino acids.
AUGGCAAGCGCGGAAUCAGAUGCUCCCAGGGGCCUGGGAGUUGCAAGCAGCUCACACGACCUUACAUCGCACACUAGCAUCAGCAGCAACGACAGGACUGCAGACAAGGCUGAUGCCCCCGAAAAAGAGGAGCUGAACGUAGAAACCACCGUGGAUGUCCCAAAUGGCUUAGAGAAAGAAGUCAAUGAGCGUGGCGAAGACAUUUCUGCCAGCGGCAACAAGUCCAUGCUGUCGGCGAUGCCAAAACAGAGGCAAAUCAUGACGUUCUUUGCGCUGGCACUGGCUGUUUUCAUUGCCUCUCUCGACCAAACCAUCGUGGCUAGCUCAAUGCCGGCAAUCGCCGAGCACUUCAAUGCUCUGUCGUCAGUAAACUGGAUCGCCACCAGCUUCCUCCUGGCCUCAACCGCACUCCAGCCUCUGUAUGGCCGCCUCUCCGACAUCUUUGGCCGUAUUGAGACACUGAUGGUCGGCCUUAUGAUAUUCUUAGUCGGCUCCGCCGUGUCAGGCGCUGCCACCAGCAUCAACAUGCUCAUCGCCGGCCGUGCCGUACAAGGCCUGGGUGCGAGCUCCCUGAUCUCCCUUGUCAUGGUCAUUGUAUCCGAUAUUACGAUUGAGCGCGACCGCGGCAAGUUUGCCAGCGUGUUUAGCUCUGUCUGGGCAAUUUCGUCUGUGCUCGGCCCAGUACUGGGCGGCGUGUUCACAGAGUCGAGCGCGGGCUGGCGCUGGGUGUUUUAUUUCUCGCUGCCUGUCGGAGCUGUUGCCGGCGUCGUUAUCUUUGUCUUCUUGAAUCUUCCGAGACCACGCGGGUCGCUGAUGCAGAAGCUGAAGCGGGUGGAUUUUAUCGGAAUCGUCGUUCUGAUCGCUGGUGUUGUGAUGUUCCUGCUGGCGCUGAACUUUGGCGGCAAAGACUACCCGUGGGUGUCCGCACCCGUGCUCUGCCUGCUGCUGAUCGGUCUGGCUGUCAUCGGCGCGUUUGUCGUUGUUGAGUGGAAGCUCCCUGCCGAGCCCAUCAUGCCAAUGCGGUUGUUCCAGAACCGCAACGUUGGCCUUCUGCUCACCCUCAACCUGUUCAUGGGCGGUGCAUUGUUUGGCCCGACGUUCUACAUCCCCAUCUACUUUAGCGUGGUUCAGAAUGCCGGAGCCAUCUCCUCCGGUCUCCACCUGCUGCCAUUUAUGUUGCCGAUCAGCGCCAUGUCCAUCUCCUGCGGAUACUUUACUGCCAAGACUGGCCGGUACCGGGAGCAAAUAUGGAUCGGUAGCGCAAUCCUGACGCUUGGUCUCGGGCUGCUGGCGUUGCUUGAUGAGCACUCGUCGCUAGGGAAGAGCAUCGGCAUCCUGAUUGUGAGCGGCCUGGGCAUUGGCAUGUGCAUUCAAACAUCCAUGAUAGGCGUGCAGACUGCCACUGAGCCCAGGGACAUGGCCACAGCCACCACUAUGUUUGUGUCGCUGCGCACGCUCGGGGGCACGAUCGGGCUGGCUAUUUUCCAGACUGUGCUUCAAAACACACUCAAGUCGCAGAUGAAAAAGGUCGCUACUCAGUUCCCAGAGUUUGCCAAGCUCAUUGCCGCAGCUGUCGACAACCAGACCGUCAUCUACAGCGACAGUGUGCCGGUGGAGCUAAAGCAGGCCAUGAUCAGUGCAUACACACACGCGCUACGACCUGUCUUCUACUCGAUGAUUCCAUUUGGAGCCCUGAUGCUCGUCUGCGCACUACUUUGCAAGCAUAUUCCGCUGAGGACACGCAUGACAAAAACCAUCUCCGAGUAA